CAUGCGGCCUGAGGGGAGGGGGCCAGAGCCCCCGAAAGGGGCAGGGGUGGAGGAGACCUGGGAUGUCUGGGCAGCCCCCCGGGAGAGAGAGAUAGAGACUGUGCUGGCAGCACGGCCGGCCAGAAGCGGGGGAUGCAGCCAGAGAAGGUGCCCGGCAGCUGUGGGAGUUCUGGGCAGACAGAGGUGAAGAUCUUAACCCCUUUGUAGAAUAAUGGAAACCUUACAAAUACUGAUCCUCCUGAAUCAGAAUGAGGAAAGAGAGAUGAAGCAGUGGGCAAGUGUGAGGAAAGAGAGCGAGAGAUGUUAGAAGCGGUGAGAAGAAUCCUAGGUGGGAAGAGAUGAUGGAGUGGCCUUGGGCUGGACUCUUUCUUGUAUAGCCAUGGACAGACCGAUGUUUUCUUUCCCUGUGACCCAGAGACUGUAUUUAGGGGGAGGCAACACCUUGGAGUCAGGAGUGAAGCAGCGGCGUGAACAGAGACGGCUGAAGGGGGUGUGAGAUGCCCUCUGUCUCCGUGGGGAGGAAGAUCUCUGUUCACGAGGCCCCUCGGCCCCAGGGGGUGAAAUCUGGGGGGGACUGGUGUCCCAAAAUUGAGAGACUGCUGCCUCUGGAACUGGGUGGAGCAUCUUUAAACGGGGAGCCCUAAAAGCAGUCCUGGCCCGUGUCCAGUGGUGAGAGCACUGGACAUGGUGGGGAAGAAGUCACGAGGGCCGAUGUUCUCUGGGCAGGGCCACGAGUGACAUGGAAGCACAGGAGGUUUCAAUUGUGCUUCCAGGGGAAGCCUAUGGUGCAAGGGGGGACUCCUCUCUCCCUGAUGGAUUUGAGGGUGGAUUAUUUGAGGGGUGGUGAUGAACUGGAAGUUGAUUACCUGAGAGAUGGUGACGGGGUGGAAAUCUAAGCUGUUAUUUCAUUCUGUGCAGAAAAGGGAGGGGGGAGGAGGAAUGUAUUUGGAGGAUUUUAAUUUCUUAGCUUUGUGUGUGUGUUCCUUUUUAGAUAUUGUAAUGAAUCAAGUGUUGUGUUUUUCCCUCCAUCCCCAAGUGGGAGCCUGCUUUGUUCUGUUUCAGGGUCACAUCUCACAGCAACCAUUUUGGAAAUACACCUUUCAUGGGGGCCCUGGCACUGUGCCAGGGUCAAACCAUGACACUUGUUUUGAUGGAUGUUGGUUUUCUUAUUACCUUCAUUGAUAAGUUUACCUGUUUCUGCCAAUCUUUAGAGCCAACACAGCCAAGAGCUUCCACUGGUUUGGAUUUUUAUGUCAGCAGAAUGGUUUACCAUGUUCUGUUAUUGGGGAUUCCUCGUUGCUGGUGAUGGGUGAGCCUGAAAAACUACAGCUUUACUUGCACAUCAUAGGCUCCUCUUUAGCCCUCUGUGCUGAAGACCAGAGGUUCUGCCUGAUCAGGAGUCUCUGUUAGCAACUGAAGUUAGCAGGAGAAUGGAAGGGGUUGAGUUUAAGGAAGAGUGGCAAGAUGAAGAUUUUCCAAGGCCCCUGCCAGAGGAUGAUCCUGUUGAGUCUGAAGGAUUGGCUGCAGCUGGAACAGAAAAUGAAGCUGAUACAGAGGGUAAUGGAACCAAAUUGAGGAAGAAACUAAUGGCUCCAGAUAUUAGCUUAACUUUGGAUCCCUGUGAGGAAUCUGUUUUGUCUGAUGACUUGGAUGAGAGUGGAGAGAUUGAUUUGGAUGAUUUAGAUACUCCUUCAGAAAAUAGCAAUGAAUUUGAAUGGGAAGAUGAUCUUCCAAAACCAAAAACUACUGAUGUUGUUAGGAAAGGCUCACUGGCUGAGUACACUGUGGCAGAGGAGAAGGACGACGGUCGCCGCUGGCGAAUGUUUCGCAUCGGAGAGCAGGACCAUAGGGUGGACAUGAAGGCAAUCGAACCAUACAAAAAAGUUAUCAGUCAUGGUGGUUAUUAUGGUGAUGGGUUAAAUGCCAUUGUUGUGUUUGCUGUUUGCUUCAUGCCUGAGAGCAGCCAGCCUAACUACAGAUACCUAAUGGACAAUCUAUUUAAGUAUGUAAUUGGCACUUUAGAGCUGUUAGUAGCAGAGAACUAUAUGAUAGUUUACCUGAAUGGUGCAACAACACGGAGAAAAAUGCCAAGUUUAGGCUGGCUUAGGAAAUGUUACCAGCAAAUUGAUAGAAGGUUAAGGAAAAAUCUGAAAUCGUUGAUCAUAGUUCAUCCUUCCUGGUUCAUCAGAACUCUCCUGGCCAUCACAAAACCUUUUAUUAGCUCAAAAUUCAGCCAAAAAAUUAGGUAUGUCUUUACCCUGGCAGAACUAGCUGAACUCAUCCCCAUGGAAUACGUUGGCAUCCCAGAAUGCAUAAAACAGUAUGAAGAAGAAAAGUUUAGAAAGAAACAGAAAAGAGUUGACCAAGAGAUGAAUGGAAAACAAGAACAGAAAAGUGAACAGUAAAUUUGGAGUCCAAACAAGACUGAAGAACACGCAGAUGGAACGAUGCUGUUUGUGCUCCAUUACAGUGCAUUCUCUGUGUGCAUGUCUUAUAUAAUCUGUUGCAAAAGGUGCUUUGGACUAGCACACAAUGAACUGCUUACUGCUGUAUUGGUUUGUCUUGACUUUAUUUGCUGUUUAUGUAAUCGUUUUAUACUGCUAAAUGGCAAAGAACCCUGUUUUCAGAGGAUGUUCUUGCAACUGUUUAUCUAAAUGAUGCAUGUUCUUCAGUAAAAUAUUUAUAUACCUAAAUGUUAAAGGAAAGAGAUAAUAUAUAUAUUUUUAUGACUGAACAAUAUAUUUUGUGUACCUGCUGAAGGAAUUCAUUUGCAGGUAGACAAGGCCAUAAGUUACUUGUUGUUAUUGUAUAAAUCUGUUUUGCUGUAAAUGGUCAAGUGCAUUUCUUUGUUGUCAUGAAAACUUGUUUGGAUAUUAACAAUCAAAUUAACUUGGCUUUCACAAAUACAGAGAUGGUUAUUUUUGUUCAUUUACCUUACACCAGCUCACUCCUUUACCUCGCCAAAGUGAGCUCCAGCUUUGGUGUCUUUGAGUCCAUCAUUCAGGAUGCAGAACUGCAGUUCUGUGGUGGCAGUUUGUUGGCCAGGAAGUUUAAAUCUAAGCCACAAAAGCUGAACUGACUGGUAAGAUACCAGACCUUUUUCAGCUGAAGUUGUGAAUUUAGAUUCUGCUUCAGGAUGUCAAGACUGUCUCAGCUAGCAGUAGGGAAUGAGUUCAUUGCAGUUCUUUGUGGAUGAAU
This is a messenger RNA of Passer domesticus (house sparrow), 3198 nucleotides long. It is a transcript of the gene BNIP2, whose product is annotated as BCL2 interacting protein 2. NCBI's taxonomy places the organism in Eukaryota, Metazoa, Chordata, Aves, Passeriformes, Passeridae. Gene Ontology annotation, biological process: apoptotic process. The record is from RefSeq and is a predicted model, not a curated record. The transcript is spliced from 11 exons. Gene Ontology annotation, cellular component: cytoplasm. Bases 1431 to 2405 code for a protein of 324 amino acids.